Molecule: messenger RNA, 618 nt
Organism: Durusdinium trenchii
Lineage: Eukaryota; Dinophyceae; Suessiales; Symbiodiniaceae
Source: the annotation of a GenBank genome assembly
GUCUAAUCAGACCAACCAGUGAGACUUGUCUGUGCCGCCAUGCCCGCUCUCCGAUCAGACAAGGCCGACGAGGACUCGCGGCUCUUCAUCGAGCGAUUGCUGCUGCCACCGGGGACGACGUGUUCACGGGCCGCCUCCACCGGGUUGUUCUUCUUUAUGCUGUACUGCUUCGUGUGGACCAGCUGGUAUAUUGCGGCCGGCCGAGUGACCUGCCCCGCCGAAGCCGCCGCUUCGGAGGCGCUGCGACCCCUCCAGAGGGUGUUUCGACGGGUCACUGGGCCAGGCUGGAGCCCUUUCCCAGGCUCCGACGUUGGACGUCCCUGUUUGAGCAGGAAGACUGGGAUUCAGGUGAGUUUUACGGCCCCGGUUUAUGCAGAAGAUGGCUACCUUUCACCUCCGACCAACUCCUGUUCUGAGCAGAGUGAAGCUCGUCUCGCCGAAAGGUCCGAGAUGCCAAGUUGAAUUGCGAACCACGUAGGUUUGGCCAAUGGAGCUGCUUUACUCAUUGGAUACAAGCUCCAACCUGAUCCAAACUUAUCCGACCUUGGCAAGAUUCACACGAGGGCAUACGAGGGUUAAUUUACUUAUACAUAUUUCCUUUGAUUGAAAUUGAUCAAA